GUUGAAAAGGCGCGGCGGCCCCGUAUCGGGCUGGGCCCUCCAGCGCGUCGUGUUGCCGAGUCUCGCAAAAACCUUUCUGUUUCCGGGGGACUGCGUUGCGAGCGGUUGAUCCAUAAUGGGUUGGUCUUUUCACGGCCACAAGAGAGAUGUCGACAAGGAAAGGCAUCUCAAACGCCUGCACAAGACCGUACCUUGGAUCGAAAACCCUCUCGCGGGUGCUGACCACGAACACCUCGUUUUCUCGCAGCGCCACGAAGCGAAUACCGUCGAACUCUUUUUCGAUUUGUUCUUCGUCGCCAAUCUCGCCACGUUCACCACGUAUCAUUCGAUCACAGACGGCGAUUAUCUGGUAGCAUACAUUGGGUUCUUUGGCAUAUUGUGGUCGUCUUGGUUCCAGGUCACACUUCACGAUGUGCGAUUUGCAAGAGAUUCGCUGUACGAGCGUGUCUGCAAGACGAUUCAGUUCAUCGUUUUUGUAGGUCUGGCGCUGGUAGGAUCGUCGUUCAAUCCGGGGAUGGAAUCAACAGGGGGCAAGAAGGCAAGCAAUACGAACUUUCGUAUUCUAUGCUACACUCUUGUCAUCAGCAGAGGCCUGUUGGCGAUCCAGCAUGCGGUUGUGCUCUUCUACCUCGUGCGAGCGAAAUUUUCGAAGCUGUUUCUUCCCAUGGCACUCAUGAUCUCUCUGUACCUCAUAUUCGCUGGUGCUUUCGCCGCCAUGACUCCUGCAUUCAAGGAAGGUGACGAAUCGCACCGUAGCGUAUACGUGGUCUGGUAUGUCAUUAUGGUUGUCGAAGCUGCCGCCAUGAUAACGAUAUCGUCUGUGUGGAGGAUGCUGAGCUUCAAGAAAACACAUUUGAUGGAGCGCAUGAGUUUAUUGACGUUAAUUGUUAUCGGAGAAGGCGCCAUUGGUGCCACGAAAACCGUGUCGCGUUUGAUGGGAAAAUACGGUCUGGACGUUGAGGGCUGCUUCCUCAUUAUGUGUAUCAUUGCAGUUCUGGUACUUAUAUGGGCUCUCUAUUUCGACAACUUUCCACACGGUCAUUACGGAACAAUUCGCCAGCAGGUCUGGUCGGUGCUCCAUUUCCCGUUCCAGCUUGCUAUUGUCGGUGUCGUGGAAGGUAGCCAGCAAGUUGCGCUUGCUCGUUAUGUUAUCAAGAACUGGUCCAAGAUUGAUAAAGCCAUUGACAAGUACUGUCUGGCCGAGAACCUAGACGGUUCAAAGCUUCGAGACAAGCUUUUCGAGCUUCUGGACUACUGGUACUUCACCAGCAAGACCGAGACCCAGGAGUUCCAGUACAUCACCGAAGAAACCAUUUGGCAAAUUGGGAACACCACCAAUAUCUGCUCCGCAGCGAACGCAACCGAGUACAUCAACACCGGAACCAUCCCCACACUGUUUUAUAACAUGAGCAUAGACAUGUUCAACGGUGUGUACGUCGGCCUCGGGAUGAAGCUGCCGGCGGACAAGCUUGAGAAAUAUACCGCGGCGGAAAUCGCGCUUAAGAGCUGGAGGCUAGUAUAUCUGUACUACUGGGUCUCGUUCUGCAUCCUGAUGGCUUGUUCCAUCGCCUUCCUCAUCCUCAUUCGUCGCCACCGCCACGAUUUGUUCGACUUUGUAUCCAUCGGUUCGCGCGUCAUGAGCCUCAUUAUUGGCGCAAUAUUGUGCGUGAUGAUCUCCAACGAAGUUGCCCUGUAUCAAUUUUUGGGCUCACCCGCGGUCCUUCCGGUAUGUCUCUGUCUCAUCUUCCUUGUGCUGUGCUUCGACAAGCUGAGCGCCGUGUUUUGCAACUGGCACCUGCUCAAGAGCGGGCAGCCAUACGCAAAAGAGUAUGAGGAGCACGGCCAUCACGAGCACGGCCAUGGUGACGCUCACGAACACGCUGCACAUGCGUCUGGCCAUGCACACCAUGACUCUACGAUCCUGGACCAUCGCAAGUCCGCGGCUUGGAGUAUACACCCAGAAAGCGAGGACACGCUGCCUCUGACGAAGCACGACGCACAUUCAAGUACGGAGUACUACGGCACAGAUCAUGGAGGUUAUCCGAUGGAGCCGUUGGUGAGCCCGCCGCUGCUCAGCCCGCCGCCAGCGACAGGACAUGGAUCUGCAACAGGAGGAUAUAUGCCUGUGAGCAACAGCCAGAACUACGGGGCCUGAGGGCUCUCUUUAUCUUGACGCAUUUUUAGCAUGGAGCUUUGAGCAUCUUCACGAAAGGGUAUCAUCAUUCGAG
Messenger RNA from Paraphaeosphaeria sporulosa, 2228 nucleotides. RefSeq lists its product as uncharacterized. The transcript is spliced from 5 exons. Lineage: Eukaryota; Fungi; Ascomycota; Dothideomycetes; Pleosporales; Didymosphaeriaceae. The record is from RefSeq and is a predicted model, not a curated record. Bases 116 to 2155 code for a protein of 679 amino acids.